AUGCGCAUCGCCACGCUGACCUGCCUUCCCGGCCCUUCCCCCUUCCUCUUUCUAUUGGCCCAGCUGCUACUGCGGCUCCUCCUCCCUGGGCCGGAGUUAGUGGGAGCCGCCUCCUCCUGCCCCUCCCUGUGCACCUGCUCCAACCAGGCCAGCCGAGUCAUCUGCACCAGGCAAAACCUGGAGGAGGUGCCCGAAAGCAUAUCCGUCAACACACGAUACCUCAACCUGCAGGAGAACUCGAUACAGGUCAUCAAGUCAGACACUUUCAAGCAUUUGAGGCACCUUGAAAUCCUCCAACUCUCCAAGAAUCAGAUACGUCAGAUUGAAGUCGGAGCAUUCAAUGGCCUCCCCAACCUCAACACACUGGAGCUCUUCGACAACCGCCUCACACUGGUGCCAUCACAUGCCUUCGAGUACCUCAGCAAGCUGCGGGAGCUGUGGCUGCGCAACAACCCUAUUGAGACUCUGCCAGGCUAUGCCUUCCACCGUGUGCCCUCGCUACGGCGCCUGGACCUGGGUGAGCUCAAGAAGUUGGAUUUCAUCUCUGAUGCAGCCUUUGUGGGCCUCAUCAAUCUGCGGUACCUGAACCUGGGCAUGUGCGGGCUCAAAGACAUUCCCAAACUGACGGCUCUUGUGCGUUUGGAGGAGCUGGAGCUGUCAGGAAACCGGUUGGAGAUUAUCCGUCCCGGCUCCUUCCAGGGCCUGGUGUCUCUUCGCAAGCUGUGGCUAAUGCACUCACAGGUGUCUGUCAUCGAGCGCAACGCCUUUGAUGACCUGAAAAACCUGGAAGAGCUCAAUCUGUCCCAUAAUUCCCUGCACUCCUUGCCCCAUGACCUCUUCACGCCCCUUCACCAGCUGGAGAGGGUACACCUCAACCACAAUCCCUGGGUCUGCAACUGUGAUGUGCUUUGGCUUAGUUGGUGGUUGAAGGAGACGGUGCCCAGCAACACCACCUGCUGUGCCCGCUGCCACGCUCCUCCAUUCCUAAAGGGCAAAUACAUUGGAGAGCUUGACCAGAGUCACUUCACCUGCUACGCACCUGUCAUUGUGGAGCCACCUACAGACCUCAAUGUCACAGAGGGCAUGGCUGCUGAGCUGAAGUGUCGCACAAGCACGUCCACAACAUCUGUCAACUGGAUCACCCCUAAUGGCACUCUAAUGACCCACGGCUCUUACCGGGUGAGGAUAUCCGUCCUGCAUGAUGGCACACUCAACUUCACAAAUGUCACCCUGCGAGACACGGGCCAGUACACCUGCAUGGUCACCAAUGCUGCUGGCAAUACCACGGCAACUGCUGUCCUCAACGUUACUGCUGCUGAUGCCAGUGUCAACUACACCUACUUUACUACAGUUACUGUGGAAACGGUGGAAACUGGAGGAGGUAACGAUUAUGCAUUGGUUGCCAUCAAUGAGACCUUCAUCCAUGUUCGCCCUGGCCCAACACCCUCCGACCUGUGGCCGGACGGUGUUCCGACUACAGACUCCUCUCUGUCUGCCGGCUGGUCCUCCUCCUCUCCCCAAACCACUCGACCCACCUUCACUGUGCCAAUCACUGUGCCAGGCUUCUCGGGCCUGGACGAUGUGAUGAAGACCACCAAGAUCAUCAUUGGCUGCUUCGUAGCCAUUACCUUCAUGGCAGCGGUGAUGCUGGUGGUAUUCUACAAGCUGAGGAAGCAGCACCAGCUGCACAAACACCAUGGCCCCGCUCGAGCCAUCGAAAUCAUCAACGUAGAAGACGAGCUAGGUGCCGGAGCCAGCGGUCGGGGCAGCGGCAUCUCAGGAGGCUCCACCGUGACGCAGAGUGGAAGCAGUGGAAUAGGAGGGGGCCAGAGCCUCAGGCUACAUCACCCAGAGAUAGUCAACCUUCCCAACCUGGCCCGAUCGGAGCACCUCAACCACUACUACAAAACCCAUCACUUCAACAACAACAUGAUGGGCCUGGGCAUGGGCACAGGCCCCGGCGUGGGCCUCAACAACAACAACAACCCUUCGCCAUGUUCUCAGUCACAAAACAUAUCCUGUUCCCAGGUUCCGACCUCCACCGGUGGGGGAACACCCACGGGUGGCACCUUACCCUCCCCUGUGCCCUUGCCCCAGUUGGGUCUCCACAGUUCUCUGAAAGGCCUAAUGGGGAAAGGCCAGAAUGAGCCACUACUUUUUAAGAGCGGCUCAAAGGAAAAUGUGCAAGAGACUCAAAUCUGA
This is a messenger RNA of Stegastes partitus (bicolor damselfish), 2202 nucleotides long. RefSeq names its product leucine rich repeat containing 4Ba (gene lrrc4ba). NCBI's taxonomy places the organism in Eukaryota, Metazoa, Chordata, Actinopteri, Pomacentridae. Gene Ontology annotation, cellular component: glutamatergic synapse; plasma membrane; postsynaptic density membrane. The transcript has 2 exons. Gene Ontology annotation, biological process: regulation of postsynaptic density assembly; positive regulation of synapse assembly; regulation of presynapse assembly. The coding region runs from base 1 to 2202 and encodes 733 amino acids. Gene Ontology annotation, molecular function: signaling receptor binding. The record is from RefSeq and is a predicted model, not a curated record.